Bursaphelenchus okinawaensis is the source of this 7531-nucleotide messenger RNA. Lineage: Eukaryota; Metazoa; Nematoda; Chromadorea; Rhabditida; Aphelenchoididae. The record is from the annotation of a GenBank genome assembly.
AUGAAGGAUAAGGAGAAGCGAUUUUUAUUGCCGAAACGGAAAGAUGUCGCUUAUGGAAGUGUGUCCAGGUAAGGGUAUUGGAAUGUCGUUUUUGAAAUUUGUAGUCAAAUUUCGGUUUUUUGAAGUCAAGAAUCAGAGGAAUCUAUAAAAGAUAGGAAAAUAGUUUUUAGGCUUGGAAGAGCGAAUGGGUAAUUUAAGUCUAGACAGGGUGACAGGGGUAGAGGUGUCAUACUAAAGAGGUUCGACAGUAUAUAUUAUGGUAAUCGCUUGUCUUUUUUAUGACCAUUCAUUGCACGAUACAACCUUUUAUACUAUUUUUAUGUCAUUUUAUACCUGUUUUGUUAUACAAAACAAGAACUAUUAAUCCCAUGAAAUAAACAUGCCUUUGACAAAGCUUGUACUAAAGAACUACUAUUAAUUUUUAAAUUAUAAUAGUGCCAUUAACUUUUUAUAAACUAUUUUCAAAAUACUUUACUAAACUUUUAAUUUUUAUUUUAAAAAAAGUUCAAAGUAACUAAAAAUGGACGUAGUUUUCUAUAUCACAGAGAAACGCCAUGUGUAUCUGGUAAAACAAAUGAAGUACAAAAUCAUGGAGGAAUUUGAAAGUUAUGGUUAUUUUGUUUUAUAGUCAUAAAUAGACAGUAAAGGGCCGCUUUGGUUGGGUCUUAGCCUUCGGUCUUACGUAUGCCGGCUCGGUCGGGUCUUAUCAAACUUGGUUUGGCGCGACUGGGCCUGGGGCUGAGCCAGAUUUCACUUAGUGGAUUCCCUUUUCAGGUCUACUGAUAUCUACUUUAAAAAUUUGCAUAAAGUAAAGAAAUCUACAAGUCUCUUUGUUUGUAAACUAAAAUGUUUUAAUUUUGUUUUUUUUACCAGACGUUUAUCACAAUGAGCGACUCAAGAUUGCUAGCUAAUACUAUAUUCUUAUAUACACGAACUAAUUUCAUAGUCUUAUAUACAGCAAGUUGAGUACAAUUGUAAAGUGUAAAGUCUUUUAUUUUUAGCGAAACCGGCUCCACCACUUCGUAUGACAAUGUCCCAGGGCCUGAAAAAACACUGGGAUUGGUGAGUUUUUAAGAUUUUUUAAUUUAUCUUAUACCAGCGACGUCACUAUUGAUCUUUAUUUUUUCUGGGGAAGGGUAGUGAAUGUACCUUUCGAUCACCUUUGCCUAGCGACAUUCCUGCUCAUAAACUAUUAAAUGUUAAAAAAGAUGAUAGAUAAAAAUUUUAGUUGUCCUUCUGUCAACCGUUUGAUUACAUUUUACUGACAAUUGGUGUAAUAGCUUCUGUGAUUCAUGGAGCUGGGUUUCCUUUACUUUCGAUCUUACUUGGAGGAAUGACUACUGUGUUUUUGAGAGCUCAAAACUCGGCUUUUGUGGCUGGUCAAGAUGUUAAACAAGCUUCACUGCCUCCGAUUUCACAGUAAGUUCUAAAGAUUCGAAUUUUAAAACUAAAUUUGUAAAAUUAAAAAAUUUUGUAGUUCCGUUGAUUAUAGCAAGAUUCAAUAUUACAACUUUUUUAAAAAAUCAUGAGUUUUUUUAACAAUACCACAAUUUCUAUAAAUUUUGUUUUUAGGGACGAGUUCAAUGAUAAUGUAGUAGAAUACACUAUCUACUACCUUAUUUUAGGUGUAGCUAUGUUUGUCACCUCGUAUGUUCAGGUAAUAUCUUUAUAAGUUGCAUUUUUACUUUUAGGCUUAUGUUCUUUCUAAUUUAAAAAAUUUUAAUUUUUAAAAUACGAGAGCCAAAAAAGUUUUUUCAUUAAAGUUUACGGUUCUUUAACGUAUAAAAACGACAAUACUUUCUUGUCGGUUUAAUUUUUAAACAAUACGUUUACAAUAAGUCAGUUCAAACUUGAGGACGUAGAAGAGUGCUAUGUUAUGAGAAAACCAUCAAAAAACUAUUUUACUAUAUUGUUUUAGGUAUCGAACUCUAAAAUUCUUCCUUUUUAGAUAGCUUGCUUUGAAGUCUUUGCCGAACGAUUGGUUCAAGCUCUACGACAAAACUAUUUGAAAUCAGUGUUACGGCAAGAAAUAGCGUGGUUUGAUACUACUCAAACUGGCAGUUUGACUACAAGACUCAAUGAGUACGUACUAUAAUAUAUGUUUUUGGAGCAAAUAUUGCUCUGCGGUGAAUAUGACUUUACUAUUCAUAUAAAAUUAUCUUUGACAAAACAUGACUGUUGAUAAAAAUCACUUUCAGUGAUCUAGAACGAGUCCGAGAAGGUAUCGGAGACAAAGCCUCACUCUUCAUUCAAAUGAUCUCCGCCUUCUUCGCCGGCUUCAUUGUCGGCUUCAUCUACAACUGGCAAAUGGCUCUAGUCAUGUGUGCAUUCACACCACUGUUAGCAUUUACAAACUCAUGGAUGGGCAAGUUUACAGCCAGCCGGGUGCACAUGGAACAGGAAAAGUAUGCAAUUGCUGGAAGUAUCGCUGAAGAAGCGUUCGGAUCAAUGAGAACGGUACUCGCCUUUAAUGGACAGUACAGGGAGUUGGAUCGGUAAGGUUGUUUUGGUUUAAAAUAGGUUUGUGAGAGGAGUUUGGCUUAAAAUUAUUUUUUAAAUUAGGGAUGACACAUUUUUUGGACGGAUGACUUAUUUCCUAAAAUUUCGAUAUUUUUUUGUAAUCAUGGUAAAAAAUGAAAAAUCAUUUUAAAAUUUUUUAUAUUAGAGAUGACAUAAUUUAUAGAAGGAUGACAUUUUUUUAUAGAAUUUUGGAAAAAUAAUAAUGUUGAAGAUAAUGAAAUUUAAAAUUUGAAAAUGUAGGUCAAAAUUAAUGUUUCAGCUACGAAAAAGCCCUAGAAGACGGCCGAAAGACUGGCCUAGUCAAGUACAUGUACAUGGGCCUCGGCUUCUCAAUCACCUUCUUGAUCAUGUACCUCUCCUAUGGUGUGGCCUUUUGGUUCGGUUCUCUUUUAAUCGUAUGGGAUCCGACCUUUGAUCGUGGUACUAUAUUUACUGUAUUCUUCGCUGUUAUGACUGGAUCUACAUCAUUGGGUGCGGCUCUACCUCAUCUUACCGCAAUAUCAAUGGGUAGGGGUGCUGGACGAUACGUGUUGGGUGUGAUCAAUAAUGUACCUUAUAUUGAUCCGUAUUCGAAGAGAGGAGCUGUUAUUAGGAAGCCUAAAGGGGCUAUUGAGUUUAGUGGAGUGCACUUCUUUUAUCCAUUGCGCCCGGAUAUUAAGGUAGGUGUAGGUAAAAAGAAGUCAAUGUAGAGUAAGGUAGAUUAAUUUAAAAUAGAGUUAGGUAGGGUAAAUUAGGGUGAGUAGGGUAAAGUAGAGUAGAUUUUUUUAUUUUUCAAAUGAUUUUAGAUUCUGAAUGGAGUCAGCUUCAAAGUAGAGCCAGGUCAAAAAGUAGCGUUAGUCGGAGCCUCAGGCUGUGGAAAGUCCACUUGUCUUAACCUGGCUCUCCGCUUCUACGAUCCAAUCCAAGGCACAAUCACCAUGGACGGUUACGACCUUCGAGAACUGAAUGUAGCCAAACUUCGUGACCUAAUAGGUGUAGUUAGUCAAGAACCAGUACUAUUCGAUGGUACUCUCGAGGAAAACAUACUAUUGGGUAAUGACAAGGCAACACGAGAAGAUGUCAUUCAUUGUUGUAAAAUGGCAAAUGCUUUUGAUUUUAUUCAGAAGUUGCCUGAGGGCAUGUACACAAGAGUUGGUGAGAGGGGUGUUCAGUUGAGUGGUGGACAAAAGCAGAGAAUUGCCAUAGCCAGGGCGUUGAUCAAGAACCCGAGGGUCUUGUUGCUGGAUGAAGCCACGUCGGCUUUGGAUACGGAAUCUGAAGCUAUUGUGCAGGUAAUGUGAAGACUUAAAUCAUUUUGAGCUUGCUCUCAAAGCAAAUUCUUGAAGUUAAAGGGCACAGAACUAAUUGAAUAACCAAAUAUUAAUCUUUUCAACUCUUUUUUCUUGCUAUAUCUACAUUAAUAUUACAGAGAUCACUAGAGAAAGCUCAAGAAAGUAGAACAACUUUGAUCGUCGCGCAUCGCUUAUCCACGAUCAAGAAUGUGGACAAGAUUUACGUGUUCAAAGAUGGCAAUAUUGUGGAAGAAGGCACUCAUGCUGAUCUGAUUGAAGCGAAAGGACUAUUUUAUGAAAUGGUACAGUUUCAACAAAUCAAUCAAGAUGAGGAACGACAAAAACUGGGAGCUAUUAGAGGUGAGUCUUAUUCAUUGUUACAUCUUUUCGUAAUUUUAUGCAAAACUUAAGUUUUGUUAUGUUAUAGUAGGGUUUUGACCAGCUUAAAGUUCUUCUGGGUUUUUGAGCCAGGCCAAAGAAGAGGGAAACAUGGUGUUUUACUCUUCAAAGGUCAUUCCAAUGCAUAGAAUUGAGAAAUAGGUUAACAAAUUUAUAAUAAAGUCUUCAGAACAUUCAAACGAAAGUGAUGCGAGUCCAUCAGAACGUUCCUCUCGUCCUACUAUUAUGCGACAGCUCAGUCGAAAAUCCAGUUCAGCUCAAAGUCCCAAAAAGAAAGUUUCCGCUUCGUCAGCUGUUUCUCGGUCAAGUACGGCUACGAUUUAUGAUCUACAGAAGGAUUGUGAGGUAUGGAAUUUAAACAUAAUAGUUAUACUGAGGUUUAGUAACAAGUAAGAAAGAAUAGUACUAUACUAGGGCUCGGCGUGGAUUAGCACUUACCAUAAUAAUCCUUUUUCCAUCGUACCUAACUUAACAUCAAGCUGCAAUAGAUAAAAGAAUUUUUUUAAAAUUUUUAAACUUCAAUGACAUUUUUACGCAUUUCAGGAGCGAAGGCUGACACCAACACCCAUUUCCAAAAUCAUGAGGAUGAACAAAGACAAAUUUGGCUGGCUAGCACUAGGAUUGACCGGAUGUUGUGUUAGUGGCCUCGUUAUGCCAUUCUUUGCCUUGGUUUACUCACAAAUAUUUUCUGCAAGUUUUUCUUUGUCUUUUUAUUAUGCAUUGAUAUUAUUUUCAUCAAUGUAUUGAUAGUGUUUUCUAGUUUUAUUUAUUAAUAUUUUGAUAUUUCGUCGCGGAACGUCGAUCAAUUGUUGCAACCCGCUGUAGAUAAAAGAUAUAAUUUUAUUUUUGAUAUUUUCCUUUUCAUUUUGUUGUCAAAGAUAUUAUAUUAAGUUUAAUCUCUGUGAUUAAUUUGAUUUUACUCUAAUAAACGAUAUUGUUUUAGGUGUUCAGCGAGCCAGUAGAUCAACUUCAGAAAGAUGCUUUAUUUUGGGCUUCAAUGUUCGUCGCCAUUGGAGUUUUGAAUGGAUUGGGCUUCUUUACCUCUGUGAGUACUAAUAGGACCAUAACUACUUAUUUUACUGGUUUUUGAAUAUAUUUUAUGGGCUUUACUUCAUUAAGCUCACUUUUCAAAAAUACCCAAAUUUCUUGACUAAUUUUUUAAAUUUCACAAUUUCAGGCCAACUGUCUAGGUCAAUGUGGUGAAGCAUUGACCAAAAAGCUCCGUUAUGAAGCGUUUAAGAACUUGAUGCGACAAGACAUUGGAUUCUACGACGACAAGCGACAUAAUACAGGCAAAUUGGCGACUCGCUUCUCGACUGAUGCACCUAAUGUAAGAUAUGUUUUCACGAGAUUACCUGUGUUAUUCUCGUCGAUUGUGACACUGAUUGGAGCCAUUGUGAUUGGAUUUAUCUAUGGAUGGAAACUGGCAUUGAUUUUGCUUGCUAUUGUGCCUUUGAUUCUGGCUAGCGGGUAUUUUGAAUUGCAAAUGAAGGUAAGAUUUUUGUUUUUGAUCGGUAGGAGGAAGUAAACUAAAGAGAGGUUAAGGUAAUGUUCUGUAGGGCAAGGUAAGGUAGAGUAGGGAAGGCAGUGUAGAAUAAAGUAAGGUAGAGAAGGCUAGGGUAGGGUAUGAUAAGAAAUGGCAGAAUAAUGUAGGGUAGAGUUGAUUGGGGUUGGCUAUGUUAAGGUAUAGAAUGUAGUGUUUUAUUCUGGUAGUUCUAACUUUAAACUGACAUUUUUUUAGUUUGGAAAGCAAAUGAGAGACACGGAGCUACUGGAAGAAGCUGGCAAAAUUGCGUCGGAAGCCGUGGAGAACAUACGAACUGUGGCUGGCCUAAACAAACAGCUGAUAUUUCACUACAAGUAUAUGCUACAUCUGGUCGAGCCUUAUUAGUAAGACUUUUAGCUAUUAAUUCAGCUAAAAAUUGUCUUAUUGUGCAUUGGAAAUGAGGAUUUUGAAAAAUUUCAAUUUUAAUACCUAAAUAUUGUUCCAUAUUAAAAAAUUCAAUUACAGCACGAACGUGCGACAAGCCCACGUGUACGGUGGAGUAUUUGCCUUCAGUCAAAGCAUCAUGUUCUUCAUGUAUGCCAUCGCGUUCUACCUCGGCUCGGUGUUCGUGAAUGAUCGUAGUAUGGAGCCAGUGGCAGUUUACAAAGUCUUCUUUGCCAUCGCAUUCUGUGGCCAAUCUGUGGGCCAAAUCAGCUCGUUCAUACCUGAUAUUGUGAAAGCAAGGCUGGCAGCAUCCUUACUCUUUCAUCUUAUUGAAUUCCCAACUGCCAUUGACUCGCUGGACCCUAAGGGGAAGAAGAUUGUAAGGUUUGGAGAUGGAGAAUCUUGGGCGGGGUAUUUUUUAUUGGGGAGGAAUGAAAUUUAAAAAAAAAAAUUGUUGAACUCUUGUUCUAACCUGAAUUACUCUACCUUGUUUUAGAUUAAAAAUUAAAAAAUGAAAAUUUCAGUUGAUGAAAGGCAGUGUUGUACUGAAAAACGUGGACUUUGCUUACCCAACUCGGCCACAAAAUCGGGUUCUGAAGUCUUUGAAUGUUCAAGUAGAGGAAGGGAAGUCGCUGGCUUUGGUCGGACAAUCAGGGUGUGGUAAAUCGACUAUCAUGUCGCUUCUUGAAAGGUUUUAUCUGCCAAAACGGGGCUCUAUUGUAAGUUUUCUGUAGAACAAGAACUUUUUAUAGCCUCAAGGAAAACCAGCGUAGACCUAAGCUUGUACUUUUAAAAAUGUUUAAGAAACUAAACUUUCGCCUGAAAUUCUAUAAACUUUCAGACCAUAGACGGAAUGUCAAUUGACGAGUUAAAUAUUCACAAUCUCCGUGAUCAAGUCUGUAUCGUAAGCCAAGAACCAACUCUGUUCGACUGCUCUAUCAAGGACAACAUCACCUACGGAAUGCGGAAACCAGUCACGAUGGACGCGAUUCACAAAGCCUGCGAAUUGGCCAACAUCCACGACUUCAUCAUGUCUCUACCUCAACGAUACGACACUCGGGUGGGCGAGCGUGGCACACAGUUGAGUGGCGGCCAAAAACAACGAAUUGCCAUAGCGAGGGCGGUGAUCCGCGACCCUGCCGUCCUGCUCCUCGACGAAGCCACAUCGGCAUUGGAUUCGGAAUCAGAACGAGUGGUACAAGAUGCACUGGAAAAGGUGCGCAAAGGUCGUACCUGUAUUGUGAUAGCACAUCGCUUAUCGACCGUUCAGAACGCCGACCAAAUCGCCGUGGUGAGAGAGGGAAAAGUGGUGGAAAAAGGCACUCAUUUUGAACUCUUGAAUCGACCAGACGGAGCUUAUCGACAGCUUUGUGCUACGCAAAUCUUGAACGAUGAAGCUGUGAAUCAAUGA